Molecule: messenger RNA, 2184 nt
Organism: Lates calcarifer (barramundi perch)
Lineage: Eukaryota; Metazoa; Chordata; Actinopteri; Centropomidae
Gene: rassf7a
Product: Ras association domain family member 7a
Exons: 6
Coding region: 562-1908 (448 amino acids)
Biological process (GO): signal transduction
Source: RefSeq, a predicted model, not a curated record
GGGGAGGGUGUGUUUCUGUGUGGGUGAGAGACACAGAGAGAAGGAGGAGGGGUGUAGACAGAGAGAGCAAGAGAGAGAGAGCGAGAGAACUCCAGCAGUCUCUCAGAUCUCGGCUGUGGCGAGGACACCCAGGAGAAGUGCAUUCCUGAGGCAGCAAGACGAGGAGAAGGCAGCUAGAUAGAGCGAAGGAGAAGUCGCGACAUCCUUUAACUCGCCUGCCGUGACCACAUCUGACUAGCCCCUGACCUCCGGCGGACUCGCACACUCCUCGCACGCUCCUCAGACACACACACAUACACUGACGCUUACUGGCUGUCUUGCACACCAGCCACACAACCGGCUCUGCUGCUCUGUCAGAAGUGAAGGAUUUCCCCUGCGAGUGAGGAAGAGAGACGGGAGAGGGAAAAAAAACAGACAGAGGAAAUUAAAGGCACUGAAGAGAAGGAGAAGAUCCUCUCACUCGAGCCAGUGCCAUGCAGCGUUGACCCGAGACAAGCCAAGCUUAAGUGAUCUGUUUUGAAGACCAUCUUAACCCUACACCCCGCCCUGCACCGGUCCCAGAUGGAGCUUAAAGUGUGGGUGGACGGAGUGGUGCGGGUGGUAUGCGGCUUAUCCGAGGAGACGUCCUGCCAGGAUGUGGUCAUCGCCCUGGCUCAGGCCAUCGGUCAGACAGGCCGUUAUGUUCUGAUCCAGCGUCUUAGGGAUACAGAGAGGCAGCUGUUGGCCACAGAGAGGCCACUGGAGUCUCUGGCUAAGUUAGGCCAACAUGGCAGUGAAGUUCAGUUCUUUCUCCGCCGCACUGGCCCCAGCAGCAGUGAUGGACCUGGCUCAAAACAAGACAGACCAACUCCCCUCCCGCUGCCCAAGCAUCCUGAGCCAGAACCUUCAAAACGCAGCCAGCCUAAGAAAGCACUCACCUUUAACCUGGGGCCAUCCAGCUCUCCUAGAACCAAAGCCAAACAGUUUAAGAGGUCUCCACGGGACUCUCCAGAACAGAGAGCCUCUCCCUCCCCUUCUCCAAGCCCUGUUUCCCCUCAUGUGCCAUCUCCCUCUCCUUCACCACCCAUAGGCCCGUCCAAAGAAGAGGUCUUUAGGAAAGUUCUUCAGCAACAGGAGAGACUAAGGGCCAUCGAGACCCAGCUAGAAGCCCUAGAGAGGGACUCACAGGCCUGGGAUCGUCCCUACCCAUCUCCCUGUCCCUCCCCGGUCUCUGAUGCUCGUUUGCAGGAAGAGAUGGACACUCUGGAGCAAGUGAUGCGGAGGAACCAGGCCGAGCUUGCCCAUGAGGAGUACUGGGAGGAGGAGCUCCAAGUGGAGGUGGAGAAAGAGAGAGGAAUGAGGAGGAAGCUGGGGGAGCUCCACGCCAAGCUCGACGAGUGCGGGCGGCGGCUCCACGAGUUCUCGGUACGCUCUGCUCAGCUGGAGCAAGAGAUCCAGCGGGAGAGCCAGGCAGAAGGGAGAGCCAGCGGGCCCGAGGAGUCCCUCGACACCGUGAAGGAAGAGCUCCAGAUCCAGGAGAGGCAGGGGACAGAGCUGGAGGAGCAGCUAUCUGAGACUGACAAGGCUCUGGGGAAGGCAGAGUCUCUGCUGCAGGCCAAACAGGAGGAGCUGGAGGAGCUGAAUAAGGAGCUGAGGCAGUGUAACCUGCAGCAGUUUAUUCAGCAGACAGGUGUCCUGCCAGCGCACACCCACUCACGCACAGAGCUUCAGGAGCAACUAGAGCAGUUAGAACUUGCACAUCUUCUGCAAGAUGGAUACAGGAACGGAAGCCGCAGUGUAACCCCGGUGGAAUCCCCGCCUCGUCCCACCGCCAAACAGUUCCUGGGACAUCCACGCAACCUGCAAAACCCUCUAGUGUCCAGUCUCAACCCUGAGGUCCUGACAUCCCGAGAGUCGUCAUGGAGAUAAAACAUGGACCGCAGGGCCAAGGGAAACUUGUUCACUGUUCUGUCACCGUCACCUCUUAAUUGACCCUUUUCUUUGUAAUUCUUGUCAUAUUACCAUGAUAUAUAUAUAUAUAUACUGUAUAUACAUAAGACAAUAUAUUUACAGAGUUUUGCUACUCUAAACACUGAAAUGUAUCUGUAUGAAAUGUAAAAUAAUUUAGAAACCUUUUACCUAGAGAAAUUAUUACUAUUACUAUGUAUUUAAAUAUAAUAAAAAUGUGUAUUGUGUUUUAGAUAA